AUGACGACGACUGCGGCUAUGACUCCGACCUCUACUUGCUCCAACUCCUCUGCCAACGACUCCUCUCCCGCCCCCAAGGCUAGCCCAUCGGCGCUGCCACCGCUGACCACGACCACGCCCACGCCCACGGCCUCCACACGCCGCUCAACACUCUCCCGACCAAUGUCGCACGUCUCGAGGAACCGUCUCUCCCAAUUCUCGACGGGCUCUGUCCCUUCCAAGUCGAGGCCAGAAUCCAACGCCUUUCCGCUCUUCCCUUCCACCCUCUCAUACACCCUCGUGCGCGAUUUCGCAUACCCAUAUACAAAUCCACUACAUUAUGGGCCUCCUCCAGAGUCGUCGGGGCCGCCGUCGGGAUGGACUACUCCCGCCAGCGAGAGUCGCAGACUGUCGGACCCCCCUGUUGCGUGGGACCAGCGCUUUUCUUCGCACUUCUGGGGCUCCGAGGGACUUUCGCGCGGUCAUGAUAUCCCCCCCAUUCACUGUGGUGACGGCGGCCCACCAUACAGUGAAGACGAAGAUCUGCAGAGUCCUGUAGUGGCCACUCGACACCGUAAGCACAAGUCUACCGCAUCAGCCGGCGGCGCACGCCGUAGCCAGAUUCUAAAUCCCUCCAACUACGACAGCGAGAGGGGCUACUAUGUUGGUACCGGCGGCGAUGGCCGUGAAAAAUAUUACGUGAACCAAGGAGGAGAAGCGAACGGCCCUGGCGGCGAGUUUGUCACAUAUCCUUCCGAUCAAUCACGGCACAGUCGUGCGUACCACUUUGACCAGGCUGGUCGCCCCCAUGAUGAGUAUGUCGGCUCGGAGAAUGCAAGCUCCCCUGCGUCGUCUACUUUUCAGGAUGCGGACCAAUCCCGCUAUUCACGGGAUUACCAAUUCACCAUCACCUCGCCCGACGAGGAAUUUCACGGAAAGGCUGUCGCUCUUUUCGACUUUGCGCGCGAAAACGAAAACGAACUUCCCCUCGUGGAAGGCCAGAUAAUCUGGGUCUCGUACCGACACGGCCAGGGCUGGUUGGUGGCUGAAGAUCCCAAAACUCAGGAGAGCGGGCUCGUGCCCGAGGAGUAUGUGAGGCUUCUGCGUGAUAUUGAAGGAGGAAUGAACAGCCUCACGGGUAAUCUCAACGAUCCCAUGAGCUCCGGAAACGACGUCAGCACCCCAACACAGGCCGAACAUUUUAACUACAGCCAGCCAACAGGCAGCGGCAGCGGCACCAACGGCUACCACCAGCCCGUGGUGUCCAUGUUCUCUACCUCGAGCAAAGAUCUCAACCCAUACCCAACUGAGCAGCUGGGUAUUCAAGCUGGACAGGCUCCGCCUCAAGUGGUGCAUUACCAUGGCCAGCGUGGCGGCAGCCAGACGAGCACUCCAACGAUCAACCAAUCUCAGGAUACGCCCACGCUUCCCAAGGAGAGUGAUGUCGCAACCCCAAAAGAAGACAAGCGGUCAUCUUGCCAGACAUCAAGGGAUUCAAAGGCUAUUGCCGCAUUAAAGGAAGAAGAAAACAUUCGCUCCCAGCACCGAUGA
Molecule: messenger RNA, 1530 nt
Organism: Akanthomyces muscarius
Lineage: Eukaryota; Fungi; Ascomycota; Sordariomycetes; Hypocreales; Cordycipitaceae
Exons: 1
Coding region: 1-1530 (509 amino acids)
Molecular function (GO): protein binding
Source: RefSeq, a predicted model, not a curated record